Messenger RNA from Aplysia californica (California sea hare), 2009 nucleotides. Its product is annotated as innexin unc-9. Bases 1 to 1143 code for a protein of 380 amino acids. The record is from RefSeq and is a predicted model, not a curated record. The transcript has 2 exons. Lineage: Eukaryota; Metazoa; Mollusca; Gastropoda; Aplysiida; Aplysiidae.
AUGUCUCUGUUCAGCUUCGCCUCGUGGUCGCGCGUGCAGGGUAGUCGUGACGACGACUGGGCGGACCGCGUGAGUCACCUGUGGACGGUGGUUCUGCUGGCAGCUUUCACGCUACUUGUCUCCUCUGCUCAGUACGUGGGCGACCCUAUACAGUGCUGGUGCCCCGCGCAGUUCACCAGUGAGUGCCCAUUCACUGGCCAUCUUCUGUCCGUCUGUUGGCAGAUCCCCAACCUGAUCUGGCGUCUGCUCAACAACACGAGUGGCCUGAACAUGGACCGCCUGGUACAGCUGGCGGAGAGCACACAGAUGGGCAAGCCCGAGGACCGGGAGAAGACCAUCUACCAGGUGGCGCGGUACCUGGACCGCUGGCUCAAGGCGCACCGCCAGUACCGCUUCAACCUGCUGGUGCGCAUGCGGCAACGCCUCUCCAGCGUCUUCUGCUUCUGGCUGGCCAAGCGGGAGGGCCGGUUCCUCACCGGGUUCUACCUGUUCAUCAAACUCCUCUACGUGGUCAACUCCAUCUGCCAGUUCUUCAUCCUGAACGGAUUUCUGUCCAUGGAUUUUAACGUGUACGGCUUUGAGAUGAUGAGGCUGCUGGCGGAGAACGGUGAGCUGAAAGACUCGCCUCGUUUCCCUCGAGUCACACUCUGCGAUUUUGAGAUCCGCCAGCUGCAGAAUCUUCAGCGCUACACGGUGCAAUGUGUGCUGCCCAUCAAUUUGUUCAACGAGAAGAUCUUCCUCUUCUUGUGGUUCUGGCUGCUGAUUGUGGCUAUUGUGGCCUGUGGGAGCUACGUGUCCUGGCUCUACUACAUUCUCGUGGGAGAGAACCGCUACCGCUAUGCCAAAAAGUACUUAGUCAUCAAUGACCACAUUCACAACAAGAUGGAUUCCAAACUGGCACGGAAGUUUGCCAACGAAUAUCUGCGGGAUGAUGGUAUUUUUGUGUUGAGAGUAGUUUCUAAGAAUUCGUCUGAGCUUGUUUUGACGGACUUGGUGAAGGACCUGUGGCGCUUGUAUAAGGAAAAUCCAGUGGACAAUAAGUUGAGGAAAAAGGACAUGAGAAGUGAUGUUAUCAAUGGGAAUGUGAAGCCAACCACGGAGAUGGAUGAAGAAGAAAUGCUGGAAUUCGGCGACCAUGUUUGAUGCAGUUAUUUUGUAUAGAUUUAUCUUUAUUCUUUUCUGUCAGCGUACUGUAAGUCUUUGAUACUCAGAAGUGGAAAUUUUUGUACCCUCAUCAAAGAUUUCUGCACUGUGGAGGAAAUUUGUAUUGUUAUUUACAGGCUUGCUAAAUGUCCGGAACUUUUAGGGACUGUCACGUAUUCGGCAGUUCUACUUGAUAUAAUUUUGUGCGUUGUUAAAUAAUCUGAUGAUAAAACAUUAGAUGUCUCUGAUCGGAUUUUGACAAAGUUGGCAAGCCUGCUGUACAUAUGGCCAACUCAUCCUUGUGACAUACUACUGAAAGCUUGCCUGUAAUUUCCUCUUCAAAAUGACGAUUUCCACGUGUCAUGUAUUGGUGUGCAGAAUGACGGAAUGAAACUUUCUCCCAUCAUAUAGCAACAUGAGUAUCAUCUUGCAGACUUUCCAACCUGAUCACAUUUUCCAUACUAUGAAGAUGAUGUUCUGUUGGACCGCUUCAUUCCUGUAGUCUUGGACAUUUGAAAAUCUCAGGGAUAUAAAAGAUCUGCCUUACAUUAAGGAAUUGAUACCAUUCUCACCACACUGGCUAUACCUGGCUUUUGUCCUUUCAUUGUGGAUUCUCAUUUAUUUGUUGGGGAUUUUACAAGGGGAUUGCUAUCUAUUCCUGUAACAGUAGGCUAGUGUAAUGGGGACUUAAUGAGUGGAUAUUGACUUUUACCUAAAGUAAAUGCCCGGGGGGCAACCUUCCCUGUUUGAUGUGAGGCUAUCAAUUAUCAUGUCUCUGAACCAAUGGGAGACAUGAACUAGUGAGAGGCUCCUCACUCAGGGUCAGCUCAUCAGGUCAGCCCUCUAUCCACUGCCUCCAACCCCAC